Nyctereutes procyonoides (raccoon dog) is the source of this 2570-nucleotide messenger RNA. RefSeq names its product phosphatase and actin regulator 3 (gene PHACTR3). The transcript has 13 exons. Gene Ontology annotation, molecular function: actin binding. NCBI's taxonomy places the organism in Eukaryota, Metazoa, Chordata, Mammalia, Carnivora, Canidae. Gene Ontology annotation, biological process: actin cytoskeleton organization. The record is from RefSeq and is a predicted model, not a curated record. The coding region runs from base 334 to 2019 and encodes 561 amino acids.
CACUGGCAAGAAAAACUUUUUAUUUCCUGGUUCAACUUUUUUUUUUUUUCUUUGGCCUGGAAUAUAGACUGAAGAAUGGGAAUAAACACGAAUAAAUAGCAGAGCGAGGCCGCGCGCGCCGGGAUGCGUCUGGCUGCAGCCGCGAGGCCAUUGUCUCUGCGCCCUGAAGCCCGCCUGGCGUGGUCCCCGGGCUCCUUCCCUUUCCCUGCCCUUUUUGAUUUUCCUUUUUUAAAAAGACGCCCCCUCCAGCCCCCGCGCCCGUGACCUUGGCCGCCUCGGAUGCUCUGAUUCCACGCGGCUCGCUCCAACUUGCCCCCGCGCGGGCCAGGCCCCAUGGCCGCGUCCGAGGACGGGAGCGGCUGCCUCGUGUCGCGGGGCCGCUCGCAGAGUGACCCCAGCGUCCUCACCGACUCCUCGGCCGCCUCCUCCGCCGACGCCGGGGAGAACCCAGAUGAGAUGGACCAAGCACCCCCAGCGCGCUCCGAAUAUCUGGUCUCAGGGAUCCGCACUCCCCCGGUGAGGAGGAGCAGCAAGCUGGCCACCCUGGGCAGGAUCUUCAAACCCUGGAAAUGGAGGAAGAAGAAAAACGAAAAACUGAAACAGACGACGUCCGCGCUGGAGAAGAAGAUGACCGGCAGGCAAGGUCGGGAGGAGCUCAUCAAGAAGGGUCUGCUGGAGAUGAUGGAGCGGGAUGCUGAAAGCAAAGCCUGCGCCCCUGACGGAGGGCCCCGAGCCACGCAGAGUGAGCCAUCCACCCCCAAGCAGGAGACGCUGACUUCAGAAGAAGCCCCACCAGGAAGCCCUUUGGCCACUGGGACAGACCAGUCUUCCCUGGAUGAGCCGCUGUCCUUGGACUCCCGUUCUGACGAUGCAGCCAAGAUGCCGUCAGCGUCCAGAGGUGAAGAAGCAGACGCCGCCGCCGGCAGCCUCCCGCCUACCACGGACGAACCCUCUCAAGCCUUAGCUGGGUCCGACUCCCCGGACAGUCCUCCCAGACCCCUGGAGAGGUCCGUGGGCCAGCUCCCCAGCCCCCCGCUCCUGCCCACCCCGCCGCCCAAGGCAGGCUCCAAAACCACGAAAAAUGUCACAGGCCAGCCUGUGCUCUUCCAAGGCCCUGGUGGGAAGAGCACGGACCCUCCCCUCCGAGGACAGCUCUCCACGCCCACGGGGUCUCCACAUCUCACCACUGUCCACCGGCCGCUGCCCCCCAGCCGUGUCAUUGAGGAGCUGCACAGGGCGCUGGCCACCAAGCAUCGCCAGGACAGUUUUCAAGGAAGGGACAAUAAAGCGUCCCCGAAGAAGCGCGUGGACGUGCGCCUGUCCAGGACGUGCAGCGUGGAGCGGGGCAAGGACAGGGAGGAGGCUUGGAGCUUCGACGGGGUCUCGGACAGCAAGCGGACCGCGGCCAAAGGGUCUGAGGAGGACAAGGAGAACCUGAUCGUGAACUCGGAGCUCAAGGAUGACCUGCUGGUGUAUCAGGACGAGGAGGCGCUGAACGACUCCAUCAUCUCUGGAACGCUGCCAAGGAAAUGCAAGAAGGAGCUGCUGGCAGUGAAGCUGAGGAAUCGGCCCAGCAAGCAGGAAUUGGAAGACAGGAAUAUUUUCCCCAGGAGGACUGAUGAAGAGAGACAGGAAAUCCGGCAGCAGAUUGAGAUGAAACUCUCCAAACGGCUGAGCCAGAGACCGGCCGUGGAGGAGCUGGAGAGGAGAAACAUCCUGAAACAAAGGAAUGACCAGACAGAGCAGGAAGAAAGAAGAGAAAUCAAGCAAAGGUUGACAAGAAAGCUUAACCAGAGACCCACGGUUGAUGAGCUGCGAGACAGGAAGAUUCUGAUCCGAUUCAGCGAUUACGUGGAAGUGGCCAAAGCUCAGGAUUAUGACAGACGGGCGGACAAACCCUGGACGCGACUGUCCGCGGCAGACAAGGCAGCGAUUCGUAAGGAACUAAACGAAUACAAAAGUAACGAAAUGGAGGUACACGCAUCAAGCAAGCAUUUGACAAGAUUCCACAGGCCAUAGAGAUUUUCUUCUGAGAAGAAUUUGUGUUUAAUUUUUGAUACCAACACUGAACACUCAUCAGGGAACUUUCUGAUGUUCAGCUGAAGACUCCCUGCCGUGUGAGCGAGAGGAGCGGGACCCCUCGGGCAGGUGACGUCUGGGCUGUCUCACCUGUACGAGGACAAACCAGAGGACGCCCCGCACUCCCUGGUGUCUGAGGAGUGGGAACUGUGGGGACCCCGCGGGGACCCAGAGUCGCUCUCCCAGAAAACUGUCAUUUGCCUUUGAAGCUAGUCUUACAGUGGCGCAGCGACACGGAGGACGGGCGACACGCAUGCGCAGGCACACCUCCGGGCCUCUGACGUGCGACACGUGGCGCAGUGGCAUUCAGUAUUAUGUUGAAAAGACAUUUUUAUUCUGAUCACCGUUCAUUUGAGAACUCUUUAAGUUCAUGUUAUACAAGAUUAUUUACUGUAUUAUACUUUCCUUUUUUUUAUAUAAUGUCUAACAAAAAAAAUACAGCUGCAACAUUUUGAUUCCUGUUAAUUUUGUUCUUUAAUUAAAUGACUACU